This is a messenger RNA of Erigeron canadensis, 776 nucleotides long. RefSeq names its product cytochrome b6-f complex subunit 4. Gene Ontology annotation, biological process: photosynthetic electron transport chain; mitochondrial electron transport, ubiquinol to cytochrome c. NCBI's taxonomy places the organism in Eukaryota, Viridiplantae, Streptophyta, Magnoliopsida, Asterales, Asteraceae. Gene Ontology annotation, cellular component: thylakoid membrane. Bases 91 to 660 code for a protein of 189 amino acids. The record is from RefSeq and is a predicted model, not a curated record. The transcript is spliced from 2 exons.
CAUAGAUCUUUUGAAUUCAUCAUUUAUCAUUUGGGGUAGGAACGAUAGUAUUUUAUUGCUACAAGUAUGGAUUAUUGAAAAUAAUAAGACAUGUAUUUGGAUAUUUCCCUUGAACUCCGCAAUAUUUUUUAUUUGGCAUCAAUAGUUGAAGGGAAUUUUCCGAAGAGAAAAUGGAUUAUGGGAGUAACAAAAAAACCUGACUUGAAUGAUCCUGUAUUAAGAGCUAAAUUGGCUAAAGGCAUGGGUCAUAAUUAUUACGGGGAGCCCGCGUGGCCCAACGAUCUUUUAUAUAUUUUUCCGGUAGUAAUUCUAGGUACUAUUGCGUGUAACGUAGGCUUAGCGGUUCUAGAACCAUCAAUGAUUGGUGAACCGGCAGAUCCGUUUGCAACUCCUUUGGAAAUAUUACCCGAAUGGUAUUUCUUUCCCGUAUUUCAAAUACUUCGUACAGUACCCAAUAAAUUAUUGGGUGUUCUUUUAAUGGUUUCAGUGCCCGCGGGAUUAUUAACAGUACCCUUUUUAGAGAAUGUUAAUAAAUUCCAAAAUCCGUUUCGUCGUCCAGUAGCGACAACCGUAUUUUUGAUUGGUACCGCAGUGGCCCUUUGGUUGGGUAUUGGUGCAACAUUACCUAUUGAUAAAUCCCUAACUUUAGGUCUUUUUUAAAUUGAUUGAUUCAAUUGUGAAAUAAAAUAUCAGUAUGUAUCUAGGGAACAGUCGCUUCAAAGUGAAUUCUCCCUAGAUACAUCUAUUCUAUUAAAUUAUGAAUCUAUGCUGAUUCC